AUGAGUAAGGCUAAAUUAAAGAAUGUUUUACGGAAAGAUUUACAGUUAAUUCAAGAACUACGCAGCGAAAUAGAAAGUGAUUUAGCCGCUUUGGAUAUUGCUGAAAUGGGCAAAUGUCAAGGCUGUCAAAUGCCCGAGUAUGCUAUUUAUCACGAGUGCCAAGCUAGAGAAAUGAAGCACCACUUGACUUAUACUAGUUCUCAAAGUAAACCGGAGGGAGAAGAUUUUUAUCUUUGCGAGAGUUGUGAAAUUAAAAGAACCGAAGAAGAAUGCGGAAACUGUGGCAACUCGCUUGACUUAAACGCAUGCGAAGAUUGUCAAGAACUCUUUUGCUUAGAUUGUUGCGAUU
Molecule: messenger RNA, 349 nt
Organism: Racocetra fulgida
Lineage: Eukaryota; Fungi; Glomeromycota; Glomeromycetes; Diversisporales; Gigasporaceae
Source: the annotation of a GenBank genome assembly